Messenger RNA from Colletotrichum karsti, 837 nucleotides. RefSeq lists its product as uncharacterized. The transcript has 3 exons. Lineage: Eukaryota; Fungi; Ascomycota; Sordariomycetes; Glomerellales; Glomerellaceae. Bases 1 to 837 code for a protein of 278 amino acids. The record is from RefSeq and is a predicted model, not a curated record.
AUGCGCGAGAUCGGCUACAGCUUCGGACCCGGCUUCCGAAGCGAGGCCGGCCACAGCCGCAACCGCGCCCUGGUGUCGCUCGGUUACCCGUCCCCGCGCUUUCGGGAGUCGGACUAUUUGCUGUACUCGGCCUGUCUCAACUCGUGGAACCAGGCCGGAUCCGCCUCACUGCUACUGCUACUCGCACUGAUCGACGAACUCUCCAUUUCAGUCCAGGCGUUCCCUCCGUUCCAAAACUCGCCCUUGCGAUCCCACGUGGAUAUCUUCGACGUGGACAACGGACCUCUCGUCUUCUGCCUGAAGGGGCUGCACUACAACGCCCUCGAUCACGCAUCGGAGCCGCAGCUCCAGUGUCGAAAUCGUUCUCCUUCAGGCCUGAUGCCUCCCGACUCUGACUUGAAGCCUGGCCCAACGGCUGACCGGGCAGUCGAGCUGCGCAGAGCGCCAUUCGGAGGUCGUACAGAUUGGCGGGAUGGGAGAUCUGUGGAAGACAUCUGCUUCAACCUCGAACAUGUUGCCCCUUUGCACCGGCGCCGAAUCGUCUUUGUGGUCACCCUCCUCCCGCGGGCCACCACACAGAUCGGCCUUACCCCUACAUGCGUGCCGACCGCACUCAAGUCCAUCGAUGCUGGCACAAGACAAGACACCAACGCCGAUACCUAUGGCAGGCCUGCUGCGUUUUGGACCUGGUUGAAGGCGCACGUCCGUCUACUCCAUGAGAGCGCCGGGGAUAUUAAGGAUUCGUUCUUCGACAGCGCCCCGCCGAGGAAGGAUGAACAGACCCUGGAUCAGGCGGGGAUAACGGCAGGGACACGGGCGAACGGGAAUACGGUUUGA